AUGCCCACGACGCAGGCCAGUACGCUGACGACGCUGCGUGCGGAGCUACAGGCGGCGCGACAGCGUGCUUCAGCCUCUGCACCGACGCAUGAUGAGGUUCGCUCGCGUAUGCGGCUGCGGGAGCGCUCGCCAGGCGCUUUGAAGGUAGCGCGAGGACGUGAUGACGAGGACGAGGAUUCAGCACGCGUCCUGAAAUCGCAGCGUAUGUUGGAACACAAGGCGGCGCGCUACGAAAAGUUAGCCCAAGGCCUGGGUCUCGCGGACGAAGGUCUGGUCGACUGGGAUGCCAAAGAGGUGGAUUCGUCGUCGCCUCCUCCAACGCCCCCCGUCACGUCGACGUACGAAGAUGACACGGAUCCCAUGGUAGAGUACGUCGACGAGUGGGGACGUACACGCACUGCGAGGCAAAGUGAAGUGCCUCGUGCGUACUUAUUAGAGAAGGAGGACGGCGCCGCAGACGAAGAAGAGGCACAACCGAUCUACGGCGCGGCGACGCAGUUCCCUGUCUACCGACCGACGGUGCCACAGCUACCGACGGACAUGGCCUCGCGGCGUACUGAGAAUGUCCACUUUGACGUUGAUUUUGACGUGCGUGCGCGGGGCGCAGCAUUUUACCGCUUCUCGCACGACCAAGAGACACGACGGGCCCAGCAGGCAAGUUUGCAGGCCCUGCGGCACGAGACGCAGACACAGCGUGCUUCGGCUCCCUCCUCGACUACGGCUUCUAUGGGUAUGAAGAUCGGGCUGGGCGCACAACGUCGUGCGGCACGCCAGCGCGUCAUAGAGGCGCAUCAGGCGCAACGCUAG
Molecule: messenger RNA, 807 nt
Organism: Malassezia pachydermatis
Lineage: Eukaryota; Fungi; Basidiomycota; Malasseziomycetes; Malasseziales; Malasseziaceae
Exons: 1
Coding region: 1-807 (268 amino acids)
Cellular component (GO): nucleus
Source: RefSeq, a predicted model, not a curated record